GAUUUGCAUUCAGUACCAACAAGUCAGUCGGCGUGUGAACACACAGUCUGCGGAUAGAAAUUGAAAUACGCAUUCGAAGCACUUGGGCGCGAUCGCGUCUUUUUCUUGCUUUCCAUACGUUUAGUAAGCAUUUCAUAAUAAGCUGUUGACGAUCGGGAGUGUGUGUGUGAUGAAAAGAUCAUUAAGAAAGAAAUUAUCAUAAGUAUUAAAGCAUUUGCCUCUGUUGGGAAUCAAUGAAGAAAUCUCGUUUUUGAAAUUUGCAUUUUUUUAGCAUAAGUUAAAGUGUUGAAAAAAUGAUGGUACAUAAGAACGUGUAAAGUGAUAGAAGUGCUUGAAAUUCAGAAAACGAAAUAUAUGUUAAUUAAAAAGUAACCGAACCACCUUCAGUACACAAGUUCAUCUGUGCCACAAUUACCUCACCGUUAGUGUACGCGUACCACGAAAAAUUAGAGGAAACAUGCAUUUUCCAAGCAUCUUAUUGACGGCUUUUUUGGCCGUCCAACUGAGUGAACGCGCUCUGUGUCAGCAACUGCCACCGCAAAAAUUUCAAACACAUCCGACGCGCAUGAAUGUAACCAACUGGAAUAGGCAUCAUCGCACAUCAGCUGCACCGAGAUCCGAUGAAAUGGCCAACACUUGCAAGGAUCUUCUAACAAAUCUACAUGAUCGCGUAAGCGUUUUAGCAACACUGGAUGAGGAUUUGCGCAAUCGUCUGGAAAAUAUUGAGAACAAGAUGGGCCAAUUCGAAGCAAGUAACUUGGGUCGCUUAGACUCCUUGGCAGUGCAGCAAACUGACUUCCUCAAGCGCCUUGACACGCUUGACUACUUGGAACGACAGACGAAGCGCAAUAUUGACGAAUUGAAAGGUGACUUGUACCAAGAGAGAAAAACAGAAGAAACCGUUUUGCGCACUGCUCGGCAGACCAAUGAUCGCUUGCCACAGAUGGUCUCAAACGAUGUCAAACUUGAUUCUCUGGGCUCUUUAUUGCUUUCGACGCGCUCAGCUGUUAACGAAUUGAAUAAUCAUCUUGAAACGAAUCUUAAUAAAUUGACAAACAUGGUGACGCGCGGCUUCAAACGCGUUCGAAACAACAAUCGUCAACCGACAAAUUUCUAUGACACCCGACAGCCGUCAGAGCCACUCAUCACCAGCUGCACACAAGGCGUACCAUCCAAUGGUAUUUUGCGUCUCCAACUCACACCCGAAUCAGAUCCCUUCUAUGUACGUUGUGAAGAUGAGUUGUUUGGUGGCGGCUGGACCAUUAUACAGAAUCGUUACAAUGGUAAACUGAACUUCUAUCGCAGCUGGCUCGAGUAUCAAACUGGAUUUGGCAAUAUUGGUGGCGAAUUUUUCAUCGGCCUUGAUAAACUGCACGCGCUCACUUCGUCGGCGGUGCAUGAGCUUUUGAUCACAUUGCAGGACUUCGAGGGCAACUCCCGUUAUGCACGUUAUAGUCUAUUUGCCAUCGGUAACGAGAAGGAGGACUAUGCGCUCAAUUUGCUGGGCGAAUAUGAGGGUGAUGCUGGUGACUCGUUGACCUAUCACGCAGGUAGCAAAUUUUCCACCUUCGAUAAUGACAACGACGGUUGUGUUGACUGCAAUUGUGCGCAGUCGCGAAACGGCGCUUGGUGGUACAACUGGUGCGACAUGAGCAACUUGAAUGGCAAAUACUUCGAGGAAAACUACAAUGCCACGACUCCGUAUCAAGGAAUGUAUUGGGAAAAAUUCAAUGGACCUUCUUAUUCAUUGAGGGCUGUGCGCAUGAUGAUACGCCCUGUGAACGCUGACAGUGAUUUGUCGAGCAAAUAGUUUAUAUAUUUAUGUUAAGCAUUAAUCAACCUAAAUGUAUGUGUAAAUUACUCAGCAUAAUCGUGCUCAGGCUCUCUAACUUAUGGGUGCAUCUACUUUUGCCAUUUACGAUUACUAUAUUACUAUGGUAUUGUGUUCAGAGUCUCACUCGCAUGAAAAAAGUUUUUAAAUGUUGCCUUUUGUCACAAAAUAUACUCAAAACGAGACUCAGUGUUAACUAUUUAAACUAGAUUAUCUGUACAAUAAUCCUAUAUGAAUGUUUAUCAAGAGAUGUAUUGAAUAACAUUUGUAAAUUUUAAUUUUGUAACUGUAUUUUAAAUAAAAACGUAUAAUGCCAUGUUGUAAAAAAUCAUUUCAUUAAAGUGAAUGACAAAUCGAAAA
Molecule: messenger RNA, 2191 nt
Organism: Zeugodacus cucurbitae (melon fly)
Lineage: Eukaryota; Metazoa; Arthropoda; Insecta; Diptera; Tephritidae
Product: angiopoietin-related protein 7
Exons: 7
Coding region: 458-1810 (450 amino acids)
Source: RefSeq, a predicted model, not a curated record